AUGGCGACGCCAAUAAAUUUAGCAGAGUUCAGGGUUGGUGGUCAGAAUGACCGUGGGCGCACGAGAGUACUCACAGGAACCCAAAUCGAGGAAGAAAAACCUCGAAGCAACAGAAAGCGGAGAACUAAUUAUCUAUCAACACCAUUACUAUCACCCAAAGAAGUUGUGAAAUCAGCAUACGCCUCGAUAACUACUCAACAACGCAAGUACAAGGACAGAAAAGAGCUUAGUAGAAAUUAUAUCCAAGUCAGAGACAACUCCAACGGGACGAGGCAAGGGGCAGGACACAACUGGUUCGUUUUCCCAGAAAAAUCUCGGGCAAAGCUUGCAUUCAAUGACGUUUUAGAGUCUUGGCCUCACUUUCUAGAAAAGUACGGAAGAUGCGUAGAAAACCAAUCAGACACAAAAUUACCCGCUUGUUUCAAGGGGAGUGGGCUAAUGAUCCCCCCUGAAUCACACGACGAACCACAGAGAGUGGAGGCUGUUAAAGAAUAUUUAAACAGAAGGCAAUGGAACAAGUUAGCAUGCUUCAGGAGUCUCAUGGCAAAUAUGAUGUCGCAAUACCAAGUGUCGGGCCUAACGAUAUCACUAGUAGACCGAUCAAGACAGAUAGUAAAAUUUGAGUUUGGAUUUCCCAUUAGCAACUUCUCCAGGAGUAUCUCAAUAGACGGACAUGCAAUACUAUCGAAAGAUCAUUUUGUUCUUCUUGAUGCAAGCCAAGACUGGAGGAUGAAAUACAAUCCAUUCGUUCAUGGCCAUCCCUUCAUUAAAUUUUAUGCCGCCGUUCCCUUGAUGAGCCCAGAUCGUUACGUGAUCGGAGCAGUCGCAGUAUUUGACAGCUAUAUUCGUCAGAAAAUACCGGAAAAUCUAAUCGAGACUCUGAAAAGUCUGUCAAGAAAAUUAUCCGACUUCAUCAGUGCCGAGGCCUCAACAGAACUUUCGAAAACUGAGCCAGAAACAAAAAAUGGGUCCACGUAUGAGAGGCUCUUGAACAAAAAUAUAGUCUCGUCGAAGUCGGAUGAGAAUAGCUCAAAGCUCUUUUACCCACAAAACUAUUUAAAACUUGGUCUCUGUUCGUCGACAGGCCUGAAGUAUAGUCCCACACUUAUUCAAUCAUAUCAGAUUCUAAACGAGCUGAAAGAUUGCCAGGACGGCAAAGCUGCUAUAGCUAAAGCAGCUAAAAUGAUCGCAGGAGUCUUGGAACUAGAUGUUGUUUAUGCCGUAGAAGUCCAUAUAACAGAGUCAUACUCUACGAGGUUAUCACGCUUCCCGUUUCCUACCGGCCAUAAGUUCCCAGAUAACAUAAGCAAACAAGAAAUAAUUGGGCGGUCUCGAAUCCUUGGCACACCCUCUGUGUCUAUUAAUUUCGUUGGGGGUUAUAACAUUCAAGAAGUAGUACAUAGAUUUGAUAACGACGUCCAUCAAACAGCCUUUGAUUCACCCUAUGGAAUACAGUAUAACUCUGCAAAGUAA
Messenger RNA from Sugiyamaella lignohabitans, 1473 nucleotides. Its product is annotated as U2-snRNP associated splicing factor. The coding region runs from base 1 to 1473 and encodes 490 amino acids. The transcript has a single exon. Lineage: Eukaryota; Fungi; Ascomycota; Dipodascomycetes; Dipodascales; Trichomonascaceae. The record is from RefSeq and is a predicted model, not a curated record.